AUGGCUGCCAUGAAGGACGCGCUCAAAGAUUAUCAGUUUGUCGUCUUUAUGGACGCAGAUGCCAUUUUUACCUACUCGCAUCUUCCGAUUGAAUGGCUCCUCAACCACUGGGAAAUCAGUGACAAAACCCUUAUUGCGCUGGCGGAGGACCCUAGCCGGAAUGUCCAUCUCGACGAAGACGGACAAAUUGAGCUGAAUACGGGGUUUAUGAUCGCUCAGUCGAGCAGCCGCACCUUGGAGAUGUUUGAGGCUUGGGAAUCCUGCCCCGACGGCACCCGGUAUAAGGACUGUUCUCGCUGGAAGAAGGAGUGGUCACACGAACAAGAUGCAUUCUCGGAUUAUAUCCGUCAUGACUUUAACCGACCUGAAGACAUCAAGGUCAUCACCUGCAAGGAGGGCAAUCGAUUCCCGGGUAAUGGACAGGAUGAGAGCUGCGAGGGAAGCUUCGUCGAGCACUACUGGCAGGCCAAGGAUAAAUUGCCUUGGGGCGUGCAGCAAUCGAUCUGGCAAUGGCUUGUUCCCCAGUUAGGCGAGUCAUUUCGUCAACACGAAAAUGCUUUAGGGAUGCCUAAAUUAGCUGGUUUGAACCAGACGGGCUCGGAGCAGACUGGCUCGAACAGCGAUGGCUCAGAUAGCUCUGGAUGGAACAAUACUGGGUUGAACCAGACGAAUGAUGCUGGUCCCUAG
Molecule: messenger RNA, 687 nt
Organism: Penicillium alfredii
Lineage: Eukaryota; Fungi; Ascomycota; Eurotiomycetes; Eurotiales; Aspergillaceae
Exons: 1
Coding region: 1-687 (228 amino acids)
Biological process (GO): protein N-linked glycosylation
Cellular component (GO): Golgi membrane
Molecular function (GO): glycosyltransferase activity
Source: RefSeq, a predicted model, not a curated record